Cynoglossus semilaevis (tongue sole) is the source of this 2226-nucleotide messenger RNA. RefSeq names its product FAST kinase domains 2 (gene fastkd2). Gene Ontology annotation, cellular component: ribonucleoprotein granule; mitochondrial matrix. The transcript has 12 exons. Gene Ontology annotation, biological process: regulation of mitochondrial mRNA stability; mitochondrial RNA processing. Gene Ontology annotation, molecular function: RNA binding. Bases 207 to 2186 code for a protein of 659 amino acids. The record is from RefSeq and is a predicted model, not a curated record. Lineage: Eukaryota; Metazoa; Chordata; Actinopteri; Pleuronectiformes; Cynoglossidae.
ACACAGGACCUCUUCAUGGUGCAGAGUGUCCGCAACAUGGUAGUGUUUGGACGGAAUGGUGUAAAGCUCAGUUCACCCUCACCGACAAUGACUUAAACGUCGUCUUAAAAACUUGUAUGAGGUCACGAGUUUCACGAACUUGUGAUUUAAAGAGGAAAUUUCCAGGCAUUUUUAUUUGAUUCCACUUUCAUGUGUGAAGAUCGACAAUGGCUUCGUUGGCACAAAAGAAAGUUAUGAAUCUGGCCCUUCGCUUCUGCAGCUCCAGGUCUCAGUGGAUGCAACACAGGUUGCUUUUGGCAAAUUUGGUUCCAAACACAUCCCUUCACACUCAUGUCUGGCCCAGAGGUCACAGCCAGAUGACGAAUCGCAGCGACUCUGUGAGGUUUUAUUCGGGGGGCAGUGUUUAUAAAAUGGAAGAGAAGCAGGUGCAGUCCAGUGAAGCUGCAGAUUUAAUUUUGCCUAAUACGACUACUUCAGUGACUAGAAACGAGAUGCUAGACUUCGCAAACAAACUGGAAGGCUGUGGCUCCCCGUCAGACGUCCUAGAUCUCUCCUGUGAAAACCUGCCAGCUGCUUUUCACGUCAGCAGAUCCCUGAUGUACAUGUGGGACACCACUAAAAAGAUGCCUGACAAGCAGAAACACCAGGAGCUGCUCCUGAUGUUUGAGCAUCCUGCGUUCGAAAACCUGCUGCAAAAGGCCAUUAAGUGUGUGGGGAACAUGCGCCCUACACUUAUCAGUUUCUCCCUCCUGAGAAUGAUCAAACUUGGGGUUCCACAAAAAAGCUUUGUGAUCCAGACAUUUCUCCGCACCUGUCAGGAGAGACUGGGUGAGUUUGAUGAGAAGAGCCUGUCCAUCCUAGCCACCUGUCUGAUUGGAAUGGAGAGCUGCCCCAAUGUCACUGUGCUGAAGGAGUGCAUGAGACUGUUAAUUGAGGCCCGUCUUCCUGAGAUUAAAGAGGUGAAGCAUCUUCAAAACAUGAUGCUAAUGUUUGGGAAGGACACCCCGCGGAUGCUAAAAAAUAAAUUCAAGAAAAAGGCUUUAUCAAUGACAGAUCAAAUGCAUCCACAUGAGGCUCAGCUCAUGAUCAGUGUUCUGGGCAAAGUGGGCUUGGACUCCAAACCUUUGCUCGACAUCUGUAGUAAAAAGAUCAUAGGAAACCUCCAGAGAACUAAUUUCCCCCGUUUGAUACCACUCCUUCAAGCCUGUGAGGAGCUGCAGCGCUGUCCUACAGACCUGCUCACAGGCGUUUCAGACUAUGUGGCUUCUAAUUUGGAAAAGUGGACCAGCAAAGAGUUGUGCCUCUUCCUCAGUGCGUUUGAGAAACUCCGCUUCUGUCCCGCUUCUUUAUUGGAGGCAUUGACUGAGAAGGUGAUCACCGACCCAGAGAACUGGAGCAUCAUCACCCUCCUCUGUUUUCUUAGAGUUUACUCCUCUCUGAGUUAUGAUGCACAGCAACACAGAGAGCAGUUUCUGGAAAGACUCAGUCAGGGGUUAGACUCAUAUCUGCCUCAGAUUUCUGGGUGGAAUCUCCUACAAACUGUUUUCUCUCUGUGUGUCCUGGGUCACUUCCCCGCUGCACCGCUGGAGAAACUUCUGCAUCCCAGUACAAUCGAAGAACUCACUGCAUCAGGACUGAAGGAGAGACAAAGAGAAAUAUUUCAGAUGGUGGACCUGUGUUUACGCCUUGAUCAGCCGCAACUCCUGUGUUCACUGACGGUGCCCCUGUCAGUACUCGGGGAUCACGUGCCUGAUGCUCCGUCAGUCAAACAGUGGCUCUCAGAGAGCCUGAGAAGUGUAGUGGCAGAGCAGCCAGAGAGCAGGCUACAGGAAAUGGUGGUGGAGGAGAAUUUCAUAGUCAUAGAUGGUGUGAUAACGAUACCUCAGAGUGAGGCGUCAUCUCCAGCAGAGGGCAGUCAAAGAGUUGCAGUCAUUUGUCAGUCACCCAAGGCUUUUCACUUUGACACAUAUAAACCUCGUGGGGCUCUGGCCAUGAAGAUGCGCCACCUGAGGAUUCUGGGAUACCGACCUGUUGUGGUCAACGGGCCAAAGCUAAAGUUUGACUCCGAGGAGAGGAGAAGAGAUUUCCUCAGCAAACAGAUUUUCCCAGUACACCAACCAUCAACUAAUCUGGAGCAAGGACCAGAAAAACAACAACCACUAAGUCAAACAAAUACAGAAAAAUAAACUUAUUAUUGGUCUUAAAUAAAGAUACAUUUCAAAGAUG